Messenger RNA from Marchantia polymorpha subsp. ruderalis, 4723 nucleotides. NCBI's taxonomy places the organism in Eukaryota, Viridiplantae, Streptophyta, Marchantiopsida, Marchantiales, Marchantiaceae. The record is from the annotation of a GenBank genome assembly.
AUGUGUUGGUUUGAAUCUCCAUAACCUCCAUCCGUAUGUAUCCUUGUGUUUGUUUGAAUCUCACGAUCUGAUGGAGAAUUUCAAUCUUGACACUGAUCAGCGCAUCUGUGCAUGCAGUCUAAACACUGCCUAGUAAAUAACAAAUCUAUCCAGAAAUUUCUUUUCAUUGGUUUUAGGGUACGAUAAUCGAGAUAAAUACAACCAUUCUUCUUGUGGGAAGAAAAGUUGGAAUCCUAAUUGCACUUCAAAUCAACUCCGUACUCAUUCGCUCACUCCAAAGUUCGAGUUCUUGGUUGAAUGUGGUUCGGGCUGGACCUCACUAAUCGUAGCUACGAGUGCACAAUGAAACAAUGGCCAUGAUAAUAAAUGAUGGACUUCGCAAAGAGGGUAAAAUGAAAUGUACGAUCCAAAGGAUCUUGUGUCUCGCUUGAGUUGGACCGGUAUUUCCGAGGUGUGCAUUGGCUUUACGUCUAACCGCCUCCGUCACCAACCCGGGCCCGCGGGAAUUCAUGCCCGCAACCCGAACCCUCGCUCGCUCCCUCACAAUCGCCGGCGCGCUCAUUUCAGGUUCGUCAUUCGAGCAUCUCAGAAUCAGCAGAAAGAUGUGAGUUCGGACCCCGUGAUUGCUCGACUGACUAUCGGGGGGCUGGGUUUCAUGAUUUUCACAGUAGGACGACGGGUCGCUCAUGACCUCGAUUAUAGUUUGCUCCACGUCGCAGCAUCAGCAGCAGCAGCAGGUUUGAAUGAUAGAAUUGUAAUUCGGUAUGAAGGCAGCGCUUUUUGGAUUUAUGGAUAGUUUAGGAUACUCUUAUGUGCUCAGUUGUGAGUGAUAGUCUAUAGACGGCACACCAUGGGCCGUAAAUCCGCCGUGGAGACGAAGUGCUUCGAUAUUGCAAACUUUAUGCAAAAUGACUCCGGUGUCACCAAGGCUCUGAGCAAAAGGGGCUUGCAAGUGAAAUCCGUCUCUGCAUCAAGUAAAAUCACGUCUAAUCUUCGUUCCGACAAAGUCGUGAGGAGGAGUGACUAUAAACAUGAUCUUCCUAUUCUCAACAUGGCCAAGGUCCGACGGCACAUUACCGAGCAGCAGACGGAGUUAGCUGGUAACAAUGAAAACGGGCUUGGGAAAGAAGUAGACUUGAAGUCCGUGGGCAUCAGCCAUCCAUUGUCCACAAGAUUCGCAACAGUAGAUGGAAGAGAGAGGAGAAUUUUGGCCUCGACUUCGACCUCGGACAAGAUAUCAGCGGCUGGAUCCCUUAGUGGUGUUGGUUAUGGGUGGAACGGAAGUACGGAGAGUGCUGAAGUCACCAGGACCAGAGGAGAAAUGAAGAACGAAAACGUGUCAGUCCCGAGUAACAGAAAUGCUUACAGCAGAGAAAGGCACGUGAAAAGAUCUCCGAGUGGUAUCCAGUCUAGUCUGUCAGCUCAUUUGCCAGUUCCUUCUGGGGAAACUCCAAGUAUUCGGAGGCACAGAAGCGAAAACGCAAGUAGGGAUGGGUCUGUCACCUACAGGACUAACUACAGCCAACAUGCAGGCAGGACGAAUGAUGCUGCAAAUUGUGUGGAUCUGCAGGGUGGGACGCUGUCUGUGUUGGACAGAGUAGCUUCAGAAGUUAUCAAACAAGACUUUGGAGCAAGGGACAUAAAGAAAUCUUACCAUCUGAACUCUGGAACCACAUCCAGGGACUCCAUUAUAACCGUGCCCGUUGCGACGAAAUCAAACCUCGGUUCCUCCAGGAAGGUUGCCACUAGUCAUGGGUGUAGGGCAUCAAAACUUCUCAGUAGCGUGGAUCGAUCGCAGCUGGAGGAUCUACAGGCUCGCUACAGGCUUAGGACAGUGAAGCAAAUUCAUACCGAUCAACCAACCACAGAAAUAUGCCCCAGAGCCGAAGAGGAAACAAACAUUGAAAUGACAAAUGCGGCUGAGUUGAACGCCCCUGUAAAACAUGAAUUAUGCGAUGCACACGUACCAAGUGCUAAAGCCAGGGCACCAAAACUAAAUCUCAGUGGCUGUCAUAAUUCAGUUCCUAUAGGUUUUGGUGGAAAUCCUGUGGAGAAUAUACAGACUUGUCGGACAUCUAGAACGGCCGCUAAUGUAGGCAGUCCGCGCCUGGCAUUAACAGACAGGGGAGCUUCAAGGAAGAAUUCAUUUUCGUCGCCUCAUCGUAAGCAUGAAAAAACAGAUGCGCCUAUGAUCAAUACUUCUUGUACACCCGCGUCUCCAGAUAUUGUCUUAAGGCAGUGCGGAUGUCAUCUGACGGAAUAUGAACAAAGCGAAAUCCUUCCAUAUUCUGAGAUUUACUAUUUGGGCCUUAAUGCCAACAAAAUUCAGGCUACAAGUGUUCCAGGCGCUUGCAAUCAUGGUUUCGACGAUGAGAGGGGCGAUUAUAAUGUGGUCGAGCAAGAUCACCUUGCUUACCGCUACGAGGUGCUUGGCAUUCUGGGAAAAGGAAGUUUCGGUGAGGUCUUGAAGUGCAUGGACCACAAGCAUAAAGCUUUGAGGGCCGUGAAAAUGAUUCGUAACAAGCGCAGGUUCCACCAGCAAGCUUUGGUGGAGGUUAAAAUUCUCGAGAAUUUGCGGCAAAAGGCACAGGACGAGCCCUCGAACUUCAACAUUGUUACUAUCUAUGAAAGUUUUUACUUUCGUGGACACUUAUGCAUAGCCUUUGCACUUCAUGACAUAAGCUUGUAUGAGCUAAUCAAACGCAAUAACUUUCAAGGAAUAAGCUUAAUCGUCAUCAAAAGUUUUGCAAGCCAGCUCUUGGCUACUCUGCGAUUCCUACGCAAGUUGCACGUGAUACAUUGUGACCUGAAGCCAGAAAACAUCUUGCUGCAACAUCCAGCGAUGUCCAAAAUUAAAGUGAUUGAUUUCGGAUCCAGCUGCUUUUGCAACGAAAGAAUUUACACAUACAUACAGAGCAGGUUUUAUCGGUCGCCUGAGGUUAUUCUUGGUCUUUCUUACGACAUGAUGAUUGACAUAUGGAGUUUAGGAUGCAUUCUUGCAGAGCUAUUCACAGGGUAUCCCUUGUUUCCGGGAGAGAAUGAGGUGGAGCAGUUGGCGUGCAUGAUGGAAAUUUUGGGAUUGCCUCCUGCCGCAGUCGUCGAACAGGCAACAAGAAAGAAAAUGUUUUUUGAUAGCAAAAACAAUCCAAGGAUUGUACCAAACUCGAGGGGCAAAAAACACUAUCCUGGAACAAAGGAUUUAGCUACGGCUAUUGGUUGCAACGAUCCCCAUUUUGUGAGUUUUUUGGAAGGCUGCCUACGGUGGGAUAAGAACCAGCGAUUGACUCCUGAACAGCUGAUGCAGCAUCCAUGGAUGGUUGGGCCCGCAUCAACUCUUACUCCCCGGAGAUCUCCUUUGCGGCCUUCAAAUCAGGACACCACGAAGAGAAGAUCCUUGAAAAGUUCAGACACUCCACACAGAUCAUUUAAACAAUCAAAGCAGAAUAACCCUGCAGUGGGGAAGCCACAGAUUAGUAAAUUGGGCUCGUAUCCAGCAAUGAAGAUCUUUCAAGGGCAAGAUUUCACAUCUCUAUUGCCACCUAUAGGAGAGGAAACAUCUAAAGAUUACCAAGAGAAGAAAAAGUUAGUAUGAGAUGAAAGAUUACCAGUCGCUAUAACUCGGGGAACGAAGGACUCUUAACGUCAUGAAGUCAAGUUCUUCAGGCGAAACGAAGGGCCAAGAAACUUUGGCAAUUCGUUCUCGUGCGAGGAGGAAAACUGGAAUGGAUCUUUCGCUGGUGGCGACUGCACACAGGAACGAUUUUGCAAGAAGACUAUUCCUACUCCCCCCUGCCGAUGUCAUUUAUUCCUUACCAUGAAGGCCUCCUUUCACUACAUAUGCGAGUGGAGCAAGGUCCUUCACUGACACUGCGGGUCCUCAGCACAUAUACAGCUCAAAGCAAAGCAGAUGGAGUAAGAAAAUAAUUCCUCUCCAGCAGGUGACAUAUCUGUUUCUCCCAGCCUGCGAUGAAGUAGCACCAUCCUCUACGAUAUUGUGUCAUCCGACAAAAGUUGGCUCUGGCCUCGGCUUCUACAUGCAGCCGUCUUGUGUUCUACGUUUGAAAUGGUGCACGAGUUUGUGGUCUCAAAGUGGAGAAGGAAACAAACGACCGACCUCGCUAUUGAUGUCAAGGACCCCGCUCAGAUACUGGGCGUUUGUGUAAGAGUUUUGUUUCACACGAAUCAAUUUUGUGGACGCAUGAUUCUUACCAGAGGGGACUUGAAAGCUCCGAAUGUUGAUAUGUCCAGCUCACAAGUUUAUGACUCAAGAUCAAAACAAUCUGAUGUAGGCGCUGUGAUUUUAGCUAAACAUAUGGCUCUUAAUGUUGCGUCGAUCACGGUUGCUUCUUGAUAUCUUAUCAUGCACCUGCUCGCCAGAAGGCCUUCUUCUAAGCCUUUGCUGGCAUCUGGGAUCUCCUUUUAAUGUUGAGAGUUUGCCUACGUCGAGAGCGAAUAUCCAGUUUUCCAGUUCGUGCGUGUCAUGAGUUUUUAUUUAUUUUAACGUGGAUGGAAUGCACCAACUUUAUGGGAAGCUCCUACUAUUUCCCUACCUCCGCGAGAUUUACCAGGUUCAUAUGAAGCUGGUGACUCACAUCACAACCCAGAAGAGUCUGUACUAUGUACUUUGAGGAGAAUUGGCUCCGUCUUGCCAUACCUUUUUUCUGGCUGACUGCAGUUUCGAACUGAUGGUUUGUCUUGUAAAAUAAAGUGGAAUCUGAUUGAU